Camelus dromedarius (Arabian camel) is the source of this 5217-nucleotide messenger RNA. RefSeq names its product MCF.2 cell line derived transforming sequence like (gene MCF2L). Gene Ontology annotation, cellular component: cytoplasm. Gene Ontology annotation, biological process: intracellular signal transduction; positive regulation of Rho protein signal transduction. The coding region runs from base 271 to 3885 and encodes 1204 amino acids. The record is from RefSeq and is a predicted model, not a curated record. Gene Ontology annotation, molecular function: protein binding; guanyl-nucleotide exchange factor activity. Lineage: Eukaryota; Metazoa; Chordata; Mammalia; Artiodactyla; Camelidae. The transcript is spliced from 32 exons.
GCACCCUCGGUGCCCGCGGGCGUCACAGGGAGGCUCUGCGGUCUUUCCUGGGACGCGGUAAACCCAAGGUCACCAGAGGUCGUGUGCUGCCAGCACCCGGUGCCUUGCCGCACGUCUCUGGAGUCUGCCUGGCUUCCAGCUGUCCCCGCGGAGCCCUGCCGGGCGCCGGAGACCACGUCCUCCUGCCCUCGGGUCGCAUUCAGCUCUCGUGUGAGCCUGUCCUGAAGACCCGGAGCCUCUGCGCCGUGUCCUUGGUGGGAAGACCCCGCGAUGGCCGAGCGGGCAGCGUCACGUGGAGCCCGGGGGGCCCGCCGGUCUUGGUCCUGCCUGUGGCCCCAGCUGCGGUGGUGGAGGCGCCGGGCUUCGAGUUGCUCACAGUCUGAUGAAAUCAUGCACCAGGACAUCAGCCCGCUCUGUGCUGCAGACAUCCAGGACCAGCUGCAGAAGUGCUUCGCUUACCUGUCUGGCGGGCGGGGGCAGGACGGCAGCCCCGUCAUCACCUUCCCCGACUACCCGGCCUUCGGUGAGGUCCCGGACAAGGAGUUCCAGAAUGUCAUGACCUACCUUACCAGCGUCCCCAGCCUGCAGGAUGCCGGCAUUGGGUUCAUCCUGGUCAUAGACCGGAGGCAGGACAAAUGGACCUCAGUGAAGGCGUCGGUCCUGAGAAUCGCGGCAUCCUUCCCGGCAAACCUGCAGCUCGUCCUUGUCCUGCGCCCAACGGGAUUUUUCCAGAGGACGCUCUCUGACCUCGCCUUCAGGUUCAACAGAGAUGACUUUAAGAUGAAGGUACCGGUCAUAAUGCUGAGCUCAGUACCUGAAUUACACGGUUACAUCGACAAAUCCCAGCUGACGGAGGACUUGGGCGGGACGCUGGAUUACUGCCACUCCAGAUGGCUGUGUCACCGCACAGCCAUCGAGAGCUUCGCCCUCACAGUUAAGCAGACGGCACAGACGCUGCAGGUGUUUGGGACUGAGCUGGCUGAGACGGAGCUGCCCAACGACGUCCAGUCCACGAGCUCCGUGCUCUUCGCUCACACGGAGAAGAGGGACCGAGCGAAGGAGGACAUGAGGCUGGCACUGGACGAGGGGCAGAGCGUCCUGGAGAGCCUCAGGGAGCCUCUGGCCAAGAGCCCGGAGCAGAGCCUGAACCAGGACCAGCUGGACAGUCAGACCACCGUGCAGAGGCUCCUGGCCCAGCUGAAUGAAACCGAGGCCGCCUUUGAUGAGUUUUGGGCGAAACAUCAGCAGAAACUCGAGCAGUGUCUGCAGCUCCGGCAUUUUGAGCAGGAUUUCCGGGAGGUCAAGGCCGCCUUGGACGCAUUGGCCCAGAAGAUAGCCACCUUCACUGACGUGGGCAACAGCCUGGCACACGUGGAGCACCUCCUGAAGGACCUGGCCAGCUUCGAGGAGAAGUCCAGCGUGGCCGUGGGGCGAGCCCGUGCCCUGUCCCUGGAGGGCGAGCAGCUCAUCAGCCACAAGCAUUACGCCGUGGACUCCAUCCGCCCCAAGUGCCACGAGCUCGGGCACCUGUGCGACCAGUUUGCGGCAGACGUCGGGCGGAGGAGGGCGCUGCUCAGCCAGUCGCUGGAGCUGCACGGCCUCCUGGAGGCGUCCAUGAGGUGGUGUGAUGAGGGCAUCUACCUGCUGGCCUCGCAGCCGGUGGACAAGUGCCAGUCCCAGGACGGCGCCGAGGCGGCUCUCCAGGAGAUCGAGAAGUUUCUGGAGACUGGAGCAGAAAACAAGAUCCGGGAACUCAGUAGACUCUACCAGGACUACGAGCCCAUCCUCACCCCGGAGCUGAGGGAGCACGUGCAGAAGGUUUUCCAGAAGCAGGAGAGCAUGGAGGAGAUGUUCCACCGGAGACAGGCGAGCCUGAAGAAGCUGGCGGCCAAGCAGACACGGCCCGUGCAGCCGGUGGCCCCGCGGCCCGAAGCGCUCACGAAAUCGCCCUGCCCCUCCCCAGGCGUCCGGAGAGGCUCUGAGAACCACAGCUCUGAUGGCAGCGCGACCCGGAGGGGGCCCUACCGCAGGGCCAAGAGCGAGAUGAGCGAGGGCCGGCCGGGCCGGGGCAGCUCCACCGGGGACGAGGAGGAGAGCCUGGCCAUCCUGCGGAGGCAUGUGAUGAACGAGCUGCUGGACACGGAGCGGGUCUACGUGGAGGAGCUGCUGUGCGUCCUGGAGGGCUACGCCGCCGAGAUGGAGAACCCUCUAAUGACGCACCUCAUCUCGACCGGCCUUCAUAACAAGAAGGACGUUCUCUUUGGAAACAUGGAAGAAAUUUACCACUUUCAUAACAGAAUAUUCCUGAGGGAGCUGGAGAACUACAAAGACUGCCCCGAGCUGGUAGGGAGGUGCUUUCUGGAAAGGAUGGAGGAGUUCCAGGUCUACGAGAAGUACUGCCAGAACAAGCCGCGCUCCGAGAGCCUGUGGAGGCAGUGCGCCGACUGCCCGUUCUUCCAGGAAUGUCAGAGGAAGCUGGACCAUAAGCUAAGCCUGGACUCCUACCUGCUGAAGCCCGUCCAGAGGAUCACCAAGUACCAGCUGCUGCUCAAGGAAAUGCUGAAAUACAGCAAGAACUGCGAGGGAGCCGAGGACCUGCAGGAGGCGCUGAGCUCCAUCCUGGGCAUUCUCAAGGCCGUGAACGACUCCAUGCACUUGAUCGCCAUCACUGGCUACGAGGGGAACCUGAGCGACCUGGGGAAGCUGCUGAUGCAGGGCUCCUUCAGCGUCUGGACCGACCACAAGAAGGGCCACGCCAAGGUGAAGGACCUGGCCAGGUUCAAGCCCAUGCAGCGCCACCUGUUCCUGCACGAGAAAGCCGUGCUGUUCUGCAAGAGGCGGGAGGAGAACGGGGAGGGCUACGAGAAGGCCCCGUCCUACAGCUAUAAGCAGUCCCUGAACAUGACGGCCGUUGGCAUCACGGAGAAUGUGAAAGGGGACACGCGGAAGUUUGAGAUCUGGUACAACGCCCGGGAGGAGGUUUACAUCGUACAGGCACCGACUCCCGAAAUCAAGGCCGCGUGGGUGAGCGAGAUCCGCAAGGUGCUGACCAGCCAGCUGCAGGCGUGUCGAGAGGCCAGCCAGCACAGAGCCCUGGAGCAGUCCCAUAGCCUGCCGCUGCCAGCGCCUGCCAGCACCAGCCCCUCGAAAGGGAACACAAGAAACAUCAAAAAGUUGGAAGAAAGGAAAACAGACCCGCUCAGCCUGGAGGGAUAUGUGAGCUCCACGUCGUUGCCGAGGCCCCCGGAGAAGGGCAGAGACGGCGCGGUCACCAGCUCUGCGUCAGAAAGCGCUGCGCUGGCGAGAAAGCGCUUCCCCCUGCAGGGCUUCGCUGCCCUGAAAGGGCAGAAAGCUUCUCCUACCAGUCCCGACAAAAAAGCUAAGCGACACCAAGUAAAGAGCGACCCAACGCCUUUUGGUUUACGAGGCUGGAGCAGAACGUCUCACCCGUCAGAGGCCCCUGAGGACAACGACGGCUGGUCCAGCGCGGAGGAGCCCAUUAACUCCUCGGACGCAGAGGAAGAAGGCGGAGUGGGCCUCCGGAAGCUGGUUCCCGGGAAGUACACCGUCACGGGGCUGGACGAGAAGGGGGGCCCCGACGCGCUGGCCGUGAGAAGCGGGGACGAAGUGGAGCUGGUGCAGGAGGGCGACGAGGGCCUUUGGUAUGUGCGGAACCUGACCUCCGGCGCCGAGGGCUGGGUGCCGGCCCGCGGCCUGUCCUCGCUCCUCGACCAGCCCGGCUCCGCCCCGAGCCUGAGCAGCCCAGAGUCCAGCGCGGGGUCCGGCCUGCUGAGCGCCUCGUCCAGCUGCAGCGAGAGCUGCGGGGCCCCCCUGGCGGAGCUGCAGGGAGAACGCCCGCGGCCACAGCAGCCCGCGGACCUCUGAGUUUCCCUUUGCUUGGGCGUGGUUUGGUGAGGGACGGUGCCCAGAGCCGCCCCCGGAACCGGCGUGCCGCCCCGGCGCCCAGACCGAGGGUUCGGGAAGAGCGCGCCCUCCCACCUCCGCGCAGGAUCCCUCCCCGGGGCGCAGGAAGCGCGCGGCCCCCGGGCUUGCCCGGAGCCGGCGGAAGCGGGCGGCGGACGCGGCAGCCGCCCCGCUAGGGCCCCUGACGUUCUGGUCUGGUGCUGUGUGCAGGAACGCGCGUUCUGCGGAACUGCUUCCAAAAGGAGUGACCGACUCACUGACCCGACAGCUUGGGGGCGGGGGCUAGUUUGUCUUUCUCAAGUUUUUUUAAGCAGGGAUUAAUUCUAGGGCCAUUAAUUUACUUUGGCCUCUAAUCUUUACCAAGAAUCACUGUGUUUACAUGAAGUGACAAUUUGAUACUGUAUUUGAUACAAAACUAUUUUUUGUUACUGGGGUUUACACUGCGCUGAGCGACGUGCGCACUCUUGGACACUGGCGGCUCUCCGCGAGGCCCACCCUGUCACAGGUGGAUGCAGGGCCUCCCUCCACGGGAUCAGGAAGCGGUCCUGCAAACACAAGCAGACACCAGGGGUUCCUUCACCGUCACCUGCCAUUCGCUCUCAAAAGAGAAUUUAAACUGUAAUUUAAAAUACUAACCACCUUUUCUACAGAAAAAAAUGGGUGACUCGACUUUUUAACGCGCUUCACUGAAUUAGGCUGUUUUUAAUGUUUUUAAAGAAAAUGUAAAGAUGCAGCUUUUGCAGGUGUCACCCAGCCCAGGGAGCGUCUGAGCUCCGGAGCCCCCGCUCCCCUGGCUCCCCGCCGCCCCGCGUCUCAGAACUGCCCUCCUGUGCUGUAGAGAACCGCCCAGCACAGGAGCAGUUUAUUUUAUUCAAAUCGAGGCAAACUGGAAAGAAACUGUCUUACUGUUUUUGUGUUUCAGAAACGAAUUCUGUUCUUUGGAGGCCCUUCUUUCUGUGCUGGCGGGGGCAGGGUUUUAUAUGUGUGUAUAUACUUCGAAGUCUGUACAUAUGUCCCCGCUGUAAGGGGGGUAUUUAUAGCCUCCAUGCUGCUGGCGAUGUGUCACUUUACAGCCCCCGCCCCCGCCCCGUCUGCGUGCAGGGCCAGCCCUCUCUGAGUCGCAGUAAGUAGCCAGCACGCGCAGCAGCUUUCCUCCCACGUGUAAGUUAUUUGAGAAACGAUGUGUCGCAUAACUUAAUAUAUUGGUGGUUCAGACACCGUUCCCGAUGUCUCAGCCUGGAUUCACCCCCAUUUUUGUGAUCUCUUCCUCAUAAAGCACUUUAAAACCUCGUG